This is a messenger RNA of Pyrgilauda ruficollis (rufous-necked snowfinch), 1348 nucleotides long. Its product is annotated as receptor tyrosine-protein kinase erbB-3-like. Gene Ontology annotation, biological process: multicellular organism development; cell surface receptor protein tyrosine kinase signaling pathway; nervous system development. The record is from RefSeq and is a predicted model, not a curated record. The annotation marks the transcript as partial. The transcript is spliced from 11 exons. Gene Ontology annotation, molecular function: neuregulin receptor activity; neuregulin binding. Gene Ontology annotation, cellular component: basal plasma membrane; signaling receptor complex. NCBI's taxonomy places the organism in Eukaryota, Metazoa, Chordata, Aves, Passeriformes, Passeridae.
CGGCCCGCGGCCCCGCGCCAGGUGCAUUCCCGGGCACGCUCCGCCGCUACCGGGGCGCCGCGAUGGAGCCGCACCGGCACCGGGAGCGGCUCCGGGCGCUGCUGCUGCUGCUGCCGCUGCUGCUCCGCGCCGCCGCGCCCGGCUCCGCGCAGGCAGUGUGCGCGGGGACGCUGAACGGGCUGAGCGUGACGGGGGACGCGCAGCACCAGUACCAGACCCUGCACAAGAUGUACAACAACUGUGAGAUCGUCAUGGGCAACCUGGAGAUCGUCCUCAUCGACCACACCCAGGACCUCUCCUUCCUCCAGACCAUCCGGGAGGUGACCGGCUACAUCCUGAUCGCCAUGAACGUGUUCGCGGCGCUGCCGCUGCAGAACCUGCGCGUGAUCCGCGGCACGCAGUUCUACGAGGAUCGCUUCGCGCUCUUCGUGCUGCUCAACUACAACCCCAACACCACGCACGCCCUGCGCCAGCUCGGCCUCAACCAGCUCACCGAGAUCCUGGCGGGGGGCGUGUACAUCGAGAAGAACGCGCAGCUGUGCCACGUGGACACCGUGGAGUGGAGGGACAUCAUGAGGGACACGCGCCUGGAGCCGCUCGUGAGGGACAACGGCCGGGGCUGUGCCCCAUGCCACGAGAGCUGCGGCGGCCACUGCUGGGGGCCGGGCCCCGAGGACUGCCAGAAACUGACCAAGACCAUCUGUGCCCCGCAGUGCAACGGGCGCUGCUUCGGCCGCGCGCCCAACGAGUGCUGCCACGAGGAGUGCGCGGGCGGCUGCACCGGGCCCCUGCGCACGCACUGCUUCGCCUGCCGGCACUUCAACGACAGCGGCGCGUGCGUGCCGCUGUGCCCGCAGCCCCUGAUCUACAACAAGCUGACCUUCCAGCUGGAGCCCAACCCCGACACCAAGUACCAGUACGGGGGGGUCUGCGUGCGGGAGUGCCCCCACAACUUCGUGGUGGACCAGAGCUCGUGCGUGCGCGCCUGCCCCAACGACAAGAUGGAGGUGGAGAAGAACGGGCUGAAGAUCUGCGAGCCCUGCGCGGGGCUGUGCCCCAAGGCCUGCGAGGGCACCGGCGCCGGCAGCAAAUACCAGACCGUGGACUCCAGCAACAUCGACACCUUCAUCAACUGCACCAAGAUCCUGGGCAACCUCGACUUCCUCAUCACGGGCCUCGAGGGGGACCCCUGGCGCAACAUCUCGGCGCUGGACCCGGAGAAGCUGAACGUGUUCCGGACGGUGCGGGAGAUCACGGGGUACCUGAACAUCCAGUCCUGGCCCAAGCACAUGCACAACUUCAGCGUCUUCUCCAACCUGGAGACCAUCGGGGGAAGGAGCCUGUACAA